AUGGAACCUGCUUUUCCUCUAUUUCGACAACCCAAGAAUGUCAUCAUCGAAGUGAUCAAGAAUUUACCUUUGAAGCAAUUGUUCAAAUUCUCUCUGGUCUCAUCGGAAACUAAGAAUCUGGUGUCAUCAUUAGGAUUAGAAGCAAGUGAUGUUGACAUCAACAUUUGGAACACUAUUAGGGUAGCUGUACGCAUCGGAAUAAACAGUUUGUUUCUGAACUUUUAUAACGAUUCGAAUGAUCCGAAUGUUUUAAUGCCUAUCGAUAUCAAUAUCCCAGUUGCUGCUACUUGUGACUAUGAAGACACAAAAUUACAAUCAUCCACUCCAUUCAACUUCAGCAAUUGGAUGAAUCACAUCAAUACCGUAUUCUGUUACACUAAACCACUGAAUGUUUAUUUCUAUCGAGGCUGUGAGAGAUUUGAAAUUGAACCGUUGAAGAAUACAAUUGGAAAUGUCAAUUUUCUCAUUGUGUUUGCGGAAGUAACCAACACUUGUAGCAAGAAAGUUUUGAAAACUUUCAACGCCCCAAGCGAAUUGUUUCUGCAUAGAAGUCCAUUUGAAGAUACUUGUCAGAUUCAACAAAUCUUCAUUCAAAACUGCGAGAUUCUUACAUUUGUUGAUGAAUACUCAUUGGAUGACAUGCUAUUAGUCAACAGUGAGAUAGUCAGUUUCAGUCGUCCAAUAUCUCAAAAACAGUUCAACCAAUUCGUCAAACAUUGGAUCCGUGGGUCUAAUCCAAGAGUGCAACACGUGUUUUUAUCAAUCGAUAUGGCCGAUUUCGUCAACGGAGAAGUGUAUUUGAAUGGGAUCAAAUGCAUGGGCAUGAGCGAAGAUGCAAAAAGAGAAAUCCGUCGGAUGCACAGUCUGCCAAUGUAUGUCGAUAUAAUCCAGAUCAGACGGAAGGAUGGGACAGCUGCAGUUAUUGGGAUCCGCAAAUCAGAGAAUAUUCUUGAUAUCCACUUCGUUGUGUUGCACUGA
This is a messenger RNA of Caenorhabditis remanei, 978 nucleotides long. RefSeq lists its product as uncharacterized. The coding region runs from base 1 to 978 and encodes 325 amino acids. The record is from RefSeq and is a predicted model, not a curated record. Gene Ontology annotation, molecular function: protein binding. The transcript has 2 exons. Lineage: Eukaryota; Metazoa; Nematoda; Chromadorea; Rhabditida; Rhabditidae.